Molecule: messenger RNA, 1361 nt
Organism: Paramuricea clavata
Lineage: Eukaryota; Metazoa; Cnidaria; Anthozoa; Malacalcyonacea; Plexauridae
Source: the annotation of a GenBank genome assembly
AUGACUCUGGAUGAAAUAAUAAAAGCGACCAAUUCGGACAGUACAUUAAAAGGUCUCCGUGCAGCUAUACGACUCAAGCGAUUGGACUCACCUGUAGUACAAUCCUUUAAAUCGAUAAAGGAUGAAUUGACUGUCACGUCCCAUGGAGUAAUUCUUAGAGGAACCAGAAUUGUAAUUCCAAAAUCUUUACAACAAAGAGCGAUAGACAUAGCUCACGAAGCACAUCUUGGAGUUGAAAAGACCAAAAGUCUUGUUAGAGAAAAGAUAUGGUUUCCCAAGAUGGACACAAUGGUGAAAAACACAAUAGAACGAUGUGUUCCAUGUCAAGCAGUUGGGCGAGCGAAUGCACCUGAGCCAAUAGCAGCAACAAAUAUGCCAAAACACCCCUGGAGAGUUUUACAUGUCGACUUCUAUGGCCCUCUGCCAUCGAAUGACUACCUACUGGUGGUGAUUGACCGGUACUCAAGAUUUCCAGACGUGGAAAUCGUCCGUUGUACAAAAGCUUCAGUAGUGAUACCGAAGCUUGAUAAAAUAUUUGCUGUGCAUCGCAUCCCAGAAGUCUUAAAGUCAGACAAUGGGCCACCGUUUAAUGGAGAUGAAUAUAAGCAGUACUUAAAGUCACUGGGAAUCAAACCCGAGUUUUCUACUCCAUUAUGGCCUCAAGGCAACGCCCAAGUUGAGAGAUUUAUGCAACCCCUGGAAAAGCACUCAAAACAGCCAAAAUCGAAGGUCGCCCAUGGAAGCAAGAGCUCAAUAGAUUCUUGCUACAGUAUAGGACGACACCACAAAGUACUACCGGUGUUCCUCCGGCUGAACUACUCUUUAAUCGGACGGUACAAGGCAAGUUACCCAUUCUUCACAGGAAGAACAUUGUGAACCGACAUAAGGAAGCUCGUGAAAAUGAAAACAAGCGACAGAAGUAUAACGAAAGAUAUGCAAACGAAAGGAGGAAUGCAAAGGAAAGUGGAAUCAAAGAGGGAGACUAUGUGUUAGUGAAACAACCUAAGGCAAAUAAACUAACGCCAAAUUUCAAUCAAACACCUUAUGUUGUUAUCUAUAGGAACAAAACAGUAGUUCGAGCUAGAAAUAAAGAUGGACACGAAAUAGAACGAAAUGUUUCACAUUUUAAAAAGAUACCCAAACCCAGCAAAGAUAAUGAAGAUACGUCAGAGGAAACCGACGAUUUUAGUACAGAGAGUAACAAUCAGCGUAUUCCAGAGGAAACAGUACAGUUUAACAUGAACGACCGUAAUAACAACAAUCGUGGUAACGGUAUGAAUAUGCACCCACGACGGUCCACAAGAGUAAGAAAGCAACCCGAAAGAUACGGACAAACAUUACCGUCAAACAUUGUUACGUGA